Molecule: messenger RNA, 978 nt
Organism: Mirounga angustirostris (Northern elephant seal)
Lineage: Eukaryota; Metazoa; Chordata; Mammalia; Carnivora; Phocidae
Product: olfactory receptor 10S1
Exons: 1
Coding region: 22-978 (318 amino acids)
Biological process (GO): G protein-coupled receptor signaling pathway
Cellular component (GO): membrane
Molecular function (GO): olfactory receptor activity; odorant binding; G protein-coupled receptor activity
Source: RefSeq, a predicted model, not a curated record
AACCACUUUGUGUGUGAAAAGAUGGCCAUGGAGACAGAAGACCCCAACCAGACUGUGGUGAGCCACUUCUGUCUGGAAGGUCUGAUGUACACAGCUGAACAUCCUACCCUCUUCUUCCUCCUCUUCCUCCUCAUCUACAGCAUUACCUUGACCGGGAACCUCCGCAUUUUCAUAACUGUGGGCUCUGACCCUCACCUCUGCUCCCCUAUGUACCACUUCCUGGGGCACCUCUCCUUCCUGGAUGCCUGUUUGUCUACAGUGACCGUGCCCGAGAUCAUGGCGGGCCUCCUGACUGUGGAUGGGAAGGUGAUUUCCUUUGAGGGCCAUGCUGUACAGCUUUACUGCUUCCAUUUCCUGGCCAGCACUGAGUGCUUCCUACACCCGGUCAUGGCCUAUGACCGCUACCUAGCUAUCUGUCAACCCCUACACUACCCAGUGGCCAUGAACAGAUGGAUGUGUGCAGGACUGGCUGGACUCACGUGGGCUGUAGGUGCUGUGCACUCUGCCAUCCACACCUCCCUCACCUUCCGCCUGCUCUACUGUGGUCCCCACCACAUUGCCUACUUCUUCUGUGACAUCCCCCCGGUGCUCAGGCUGGCCUGCGCAGAUGCCACCGUUAAUGAGCUUGUCAUGUUGGCCAACACUGGCGUUGUGGUUGCAGGUUGCCUGAUCCUCAUCAUUGUAUCCUACGUCUUUAUCGUGGCGGAUCCGCACCGCCCAGGGCAGCGCCGUGCCUUCUCCACCUGCACCUCCCACCUCACAGUGGGGCCUCUGUACUACGAGCCACCUCUCUGCAUCUACCUGCAGCCUCACUCCGGGGAGGCAGGAGCUGGGGCCCCUGCUGUCUUCUACACAGUUGUCACUCCCAUGCUCAACCCUUUCAUUUACACUCUGCGGAACAAGGAGGUCAAGCGGGCUCUGCAAAGACUUCUAGGACGAGGCUCGCGAGAUCCUCCAGCAGGCAGCCCACCCUCCUGA